Molecule: messenger RNA, 3273 nt
Organism: Eubalaena glacialis (North Atlantic right whale)
Lineage: Eukaryota; Metazoa; Chordata; Mammalia; Artiodactyla; Balaenidae
Gene: IRF2BPL
Product: interferon regulatory factor 2 binding protein like
Exons: 1
Coding region: 119-2449 (776 amino acids)
Biological process (GO): regulation of transcription by RNA polymerase II
Cellular component (GO): nucleus
Molecular function (GO): transcription corepressor activity
Source: RefSeq, a predicted model, not a curated record
CUCGCCCCCCCUCCUUCCCCCGCAGCCGUACUCCCUCCCCAGCCGGCCAGCCCUCCGGGAGGAGAAAGCGCCGCGGAGACAGCCGGGGCGGGGGCCUACCUUCCCGAGGGCCGGCAUCAUGUCGGCGGCGCAGGUGUCCUCGUCCCGGAGACAAUCUUGCUACCUGUGCGACCUGCCUCGCAUGCCCUGGGCCAUGAUCUGGGACUUCUCGGAACCCGUAUGCCGCGGUUGCGUCAACUACGAGGGCGCGGAUCGCAUCGAGUUUGUGAUCGAGACCGCGCGUCAGCUGAAGCGGGCACACGGCUGCUUCCAGGACGGCCGCUCCCCCGGGCCGCCACCGCCCGUCGGGGUCAAGACGGUGGCCCUGUCGGCUAAGGAGGCGGCGGCGGCGGCUGCGGCAGCGGCCGCCGCACAGCAGCAGCAACAGCAGCAACAACAGCUCAACCACGUCGAUGGUUCCAGCAAGCCUGCGGUGCUGGCGGCCCCGUCCGGCCUGGAGCGCUAUGGCCUGAGCGCAGCCGCUGCUGCCGCCGCCGCCGCCGCCGCCGCGGUGGAACAGCGCAGCCGCUUCGAGUAUCCUCCACCACCGGUGAGCCUGGGAAGCAGCAGCCACUCCGCGCGGCUGCCCAACGGCCUGGGGGGCCCCAACGGCUUCCCCAAGCCCACACCGGAGGAGGGACCCCCGGAGCUGAACCGUCAGAGCCCCAACUCAUCUUCAGCGGCGGCGUCGGUGGCGUCUCGGCGCGGGACGCAUGGUGGACUAGUGACAGGGCUGCCCAACCCGGGGGGUGGCGGAGGCCCCCAGCUUACCGUGCCCCCUAAUCUGCUGCCGCAGACGCUGCUUAACGGCCCGGCCAGCGCCCCCGUGCUGCCCCCACCGCCGCCUCAUGGUCUGGGCAGCCGUGGGCCCCCGACGCCCGCGCCCCCCGGGGCCCCCGGGGGCCCAGCUUGUCUCGGGGGCGGCCCAGGCGUAUCGGCCGCGUCGUCCUCCGCGUCAUCUUCGACCUCGUCGUCGGUGGCCGAGGUGGGCGGGGGUGCUGGUGGCAAAAGGCCCGGCUCCGUGUCGAGCACUGACCAGGAGCGCGAGCUGAAGGAGAAGCAGCGUAACGCCGAGGCCCUGGCCGAGCUGAGUGAGAGCCUGCGCAACCGCGCAGAGGAGUGGGCCAACAAGCCCAAGAUGGUCCGCGACACGCUGCUCACGCUGGCCGGCUGCACGCCCUACGAGGUGCGUUUUAAGAAGGACCACUCGCUGCUGGGCCGCGUCUUCGCCUUCGACGCCGUCUCCAAGCCUGGCAUGGACUACGAGUUGAAGCUGUUCAUUGAGUACCCCACGGGCUCGGGCAACGUGUAUUCCAGCGCAUCUGGUGUGGCCAAGCAGAUGUACCAGGACUGUAUGAAGGACUUCGGUCGGGGUCUCUCCUCCGGCUUCAAGUAUCUGGAGUAUGAGAAGAAACACGGCUCCGGGGACUGGCGUCUACUUGGAGACCUGCUGCCCGAGGCCGUGCGCUUCUUCAAGGAGGGCGUGCCCGGCGCCGACAUGCUGCCCCAGCCCUACCUGGACGCCAGCUGCCCCAUGCUGCCCACGGCUCUGGUGAGUCUAAGCCGCGCCCCCAGCGCGCCCCCGGGGACCGGGGCCCUGCCGCCCGCCGCCCCCUCGGGCCGGGGCGCAGCUGCCAGCCUGCGCAAGAGGAAGGCGUCCCCCGAGCCCCCGGACUCCGCCGAGGGCGCGCUGAAGCUGGGCGAGGAGCAGCAGAGGCAGCAGUGGAUGGCGAACCAGAGCGAAGCACUAAAGCUCACCAUGUCGGCCGGGGGCUUUGCGGCGCCGGGGCAUGCGGCAGGGGGUCCGCCUCCGCCGCCCCCACCCCUGGGACCCCAUUCCAACCGGACCACCCCGCCCGAGUCAGCCCCUCAGAACGGUCCGUCGCCCAUGGCCGCCCUCAUGUCGGUGGCAGACACACUGGGCACGGCGCACUCGCCUAAGGACGGCAGUUCUGUGCACUCCACCACUGCGUCCGCACGGCGCAACAGCAGCAGCCCAGUGUCGCCGGCCUCCGUACCCGGGCAGCGCCGCUUGGCAUCACGGAACGGGGACCUGAAUUUACAGGUGGCGCCCCCGCCGCCUAGCACCCACCCGGGCAUGGACCAAGUGCACCCUCAAAACAUUCCGGAUUCCCCUAUGGCCAACAGCGGGCCCCUUUGCUGUACCAUUUGCCACGAACGUUUGGAGGACACGCAUUUCGUUCAGUGCCCCUCCGUUCCCAGCCACAAAUUCUGCUUCCCUUGCUCUAGAGAGAGUAUCAAGGCCCAGGGGGCGACCGGCGAGGUGUACUGCCCCAGCGGAGAGAAAUGCCCCUUGGUUGGGUCGAAUGUACCUUGGGCCUUCAUGCAGGGCGAAAUCGCGACGAUCUUAGCUGGGGAUGUUAAAGUGAAAAAGGAGAGAGACCCUUGAACCACAAAACAGCCACCUCCUUAGCCCCAGACCAGCUCCUCUCCCGUCCAGAGGGCCCCUCCCCCACCCACAUCGACCCUCUCUUCCCUCACUCCCAAGAUGUAGAAUUGUGAAUAUAACAAACUGCAAAAAGUUAGUCUUAUGUAUAGACAUUAUUUUCGUCGUAUGUUUCUAUAUUUUGAAACAAAGGUAUGUAACUUCUUCAUUUGAAGGAUAAGCUGGUUUGUGUUAAGCAGUAUAAUAUUGGUUCGGUCAUUUGCAUCAUAUUCGUUAGCAUUUAUUGGUGGCAGAGUGUUUGCCUAGGUACAGAAUUAAUAGCCUUUAGCAACGACUGCUGCUGGUGUGUAUUUUUGUAAAUGUUAUGCACUCACUGAAAGGAAGAAAAACACACACACAAAAGAAAAUGACUUUUUUUUUGCCAAGGCCAGUGUUGCUGCCUAAAAAAAAAAUGAUGCUAUAAAAUGGUGAGAGCUUCAUUUCUGAACAGCCCCAAGUGUUGAAGUCUUCACUUUAUUUUGUUCUGUUUUGUUUUGUUUUUCUGUUUCCUUUGCAAAAUGGUAAGGGGGGUGUUGGGGGGUGGGUGUUUUUUGUUGCAAGUUUGUGAGGGAAAAUGUUUUGGUUUGUUUCUACUGACCUGAAUGUGUUGGAUCUUCACGUGUUGUUUUGUUUUUGCUUUAUUGAUGCACGGAUGCUUUUGAACAGUAGAGCGAAAUGCUAGACAUGGAGAAUCUGCUCUGUUUGUCCUUUAUACAUUUCUGUAGUUAACAGAACACUGUAAUGUGCCUUGGAGCUUAGUAACUUGUAAUAAAUUCAAUUGAUAUUAA